AUGUUGAGAGUGUCUAAUCUUUCUAGAAGGCUUGGUGUAGGCUCCUUGGGAAGGUUUGUUACUAGCCCUUUGUUGCAAAAAACACCAGUGCAAAUUUUUAGAUUUAACUCUUCCCAAAACAAAGAUGUGUAUGACCUUUGGAUCCAAUCUAUACAGGAACUACGAAAAGAGUUGAAUGACAAGCCGUGGAUCCCAGAAGUCUCCUUGGCACCCCCAGGACAAGCAAGAGCGGACAUGAGAGACACUAGCCACCUACAGUGGCAGCCAACUCAAGAGCAGCUGGAACAGAUUGCUGAGUUAAAGUCCAAACCUAUUCCUCUGAAAAAUGAUCCCCUCAUUGAACAUUGCACAAACCUCAUAAUGAAGGACGGAUUGAAGUAUAAAGCGAACCAAUAUUUGAGCAAGGCUUUGUAUUUGGUGUUUUUACAAAAAAGAAAAGAUCCUGUGGAGUUACUUAGAGGAUGUCUGGACAGCUUGGGACCAUUAUGUAGUACCAAGACCAUGAAGACCGGAUUUGCGAAGAAUGUUACCGUUCCGGUACCCUUAUCUACGAGACAACGUAACAGGUUAGCAUUCAAAUGGAUCCUAGAAGGCAGCGACAAGAGGGCAUCAAAGGAUUUCAGUGUCAGAUUGGCGGAGGAGAUAAUUAGUGUGAUUGAUGGCAAAUCGUCUGGAUUUGAGAAACGGUCUCUUAUGCAUAAACAGGCUGCUUUGCACAGAGCCUAUCUGAAGCUCAAAUAA
Komagataella phaffii GS115 is the source of this 741-nucleotide messenger RNA. RefSeq names its product mitochondrial 37S ribosomal protein RSM7. Lineage: Eukaryota; Fungi; Ascomycota; Pichiomycetes; Pichiales; Pichiaceae. Gene Ontology annotation, biological process: ribosomal small subunit assembly; translation. The record is from RefSeq and is a predicted model, not a curated record. Gene Ontology annotation, molecular function: rRNA binding; mRNA binding; structural constituent of ribosome. The transcript has a single exon. Bases 1 to 741 code for a protein of 246 amino acids. Gene Ontology annotation, cellular component: ribosome.